AUGACUCAGGAGGACCAUCAGCCGGCAGCACGUGCAGGAUGCCAGAAAUCAGACCUCAGUGUGGCCCCAUACUGGCUGUAUCCAGUCGGCUGCACAGCCCAGGAGCCGGAGGGUCUUCAGAAACUGUCUAAGGGCAUGAGUAAACUACACCGACUGUCCCGUACCCCUCAUCCUGACCAGGGACCACCAAGGAAGUCCCGCAAGAAGCUUCAGGUUAUCAUCUGUGUCCUGCUUGUGGAGCUGUGUGAGCGGUUCACCUUCUUUGGGAUUGUGUGCAACAUGAUCCUGUUCUGCACAGUGAAGCUGGGAUAUGACUACCACAUGGCUGCAACAGUCAACCUAUGUUUUAUUGGAGCCAGCACGCUGACCCCCGUGCUGGUGGGCUGGUUUGCAGAAACCUGCUUGGGAAGGACUAAAGUGCUCUAUUUGUGUGCUUUUCUUCAUUUUCUGGGCACAGCCAUGCUGCCUGUGGUGGCUUUCCCAUUUGAGGAUUUCUACAUUGACACUCAUCACAUGACUCACCAGCUGGAGCCUCGGGAGCAGCAGAUCUUGUUCUACAUCGGCCUCCUGGCUGCAGCUCUGGGCAUCGGUGGCAUCCGAGCCAUUCUCUGUCCGAUGGGAGCCUACAGCCUGCAGAGCUACAACCAACACCAGCUGCUGUCCUUCUUUAACUGGUUCUACUGGUUGGUCAACCUGAAUUCAACGGUGGUGUUUUUGGGUAUCGCUUACAUCCAGCAGUCUGUAGCUAAAAACCUGGGCUUCCUUAUCCCGUUCACCUCUGUGCUGCUGGCUCUGAUCGCCAUACAUAUGAUGAGAAACAGACUCACCUACAAACCUAAGAAAGGUGGAUCACUGUUAACCACACUGGGAGUCUUUCUAAACUCUCUAAAGAUGUGCUGCCUUCAUUAUCGCCACCUGAGUGGAGAUGUAACAUCCUGGCUGGACCGAGCCAAAGAGAACAAUGGAGGCCGGUACAGUGAAACACAUGUGGAGAAUGUCAAAGUCCUGGCUAAACUCUUCCCUCUUUAUGGUCUUCAGCUGCUGUACAGAGCCUGCAUCACACAGAUUCCCUCAGGUUAUUACAUACAGACAAUGAAUUCAAACCUUCACCUGAACGGCCUCCUGCUCCCCAUUGGAGCCAUGAAUGUGAUCAGCAUCAUGCCCCUGCUGUUCCUGGCGCCUCUGAUUGAGUGUGUGACCACAUGUUACCUCGCCGUGGAAAAAACUCCUCUGGCACCAGCUAAAGUCAUCACUUUGGGCCAUGCGUGUGCCGCUCUGUCCGUCCUGGUGGCAGGUUUGUCCGAGCUGCAGAGGAAGGCUUACCCCCUGGUGGAGCAAACUCUGUCUGGAAAAGUCCUGCAGGUGUCAUCCAUGCCGUGUUUCCAGCUGGCUCCUCAGUAUGUUCUUCUCGGUCUGGCAGAGGCCCUCGUCACUCCUGCAUGUUCUCUGAUAUCGUUCCAGCUGACCCCUAAUCACAUCAGAGGGAUCUCACUGCACUUCCUCACUCUGUCCUAUGGAGGGGGCUGUUUCCUUGGAGCACUCAUCAUCCAGCUGGCACACUCUCUCUCAGGAGGUAACUUCUACCCAAAAAUGCUGCAUGAUGGGAAUCUGGAGAGGUUCUUCUUCCUCCUGGCUACACUCAUGGCUAUAAAUACUGUCAUGUUUUGGAGUGUGUCAUACAGGUACAUAGACCUGAGUGUUCAGGGUAGAGCACUGACCAUCAGCCCUCUGACUGAGAAGCUGCUGCGCUAUAAGGCCUGUCUGAGAUUCUACGACACCGUGGAGCACUCUUACACACAGACUUCUAUUGAGUCUAUUAUAUGA
This is a messenger RNA of Cheilinus undulatus (humphead wrasse), 1824 nucleotides long. It is a transcript of the gene slc15a5, whose product is annotated as solute carrier family 15 member 5. NCBI's taxonomy places the organism in Eukaryota, Metazoa, Chordata, Actinopteri, Labriformes, Labridae. The coding region runs from base 1 to 1824 and encodes 607 amino acids. Gene Ontology annotation, cellular component: membrane. Gene Ontology annotation, molecular function: transmembrane transporter activity. The record is from RefSeq and is a predicted model, not a curated record. Gene Ontology annotation, biological process: transmembrane transport. The transcript has 10 exons.